CAGUAGACUCUUGCAGGAGCUGUUCUGUCUAGGGUCUGGACUCUGGAGGCUGCAGAAAAAACCUAAUUACAACAAACACAGAAACUUCAGCAAAAUAAAGUAUUACAGACUGUGUACAAUGAAUCGGCAGUCGUCCUCAUACAAAAGGAUGUUUGGUGGGGAGAGACCAUCGGUUUCGAGCCGAUCAUACUCAAGUCGACAGUACUCCAGCCCUAUCCGAUCCAGGGUAUCCUACACCAGUCACUCUGCCCCUACUCUCUACGCGACCAAAUCUUCAUCCAUGAGGGUCAGAAGCAGCGCUCCUCAGACCAGGCUGGUUUCUGAAACAUUGGAUUUCGCCUUGUCCGAUGCCAUCAACACUGAGUUCAAAGCCAACAGAACCAAUGAAAAGGCGGAGAUGCAGCACCUUAACGACAGGUUUGCGUCCUACAUCGAUAAGGUGAGGUUUCUGGAGCAGCAGAACAAGAUUCUGAUGGCCGAGUUGGAGCAGCUAAAGGGGAAAGGCACCACCAAGAUCGGAGACCUCUACGAGGACGAGAUGAGGGAGCUCCGUCGCCAGGUGGACAAGUUAACCAACGAAAAGGCGAGAGUGGAAGUAGACCGAGACAACCUUGGGGAUGACAUCCACAGACUAAGAGAGAAGCUACAAGAGGAAGCAAUCCAACGCGAAGAAGCUGAAAGCACUCUUCAUAGUUUUAGACAGGAUGUUGAUAACGCAUCUUUGGCACGUCUGGAUCUUGAGCGUAAGGUUGAGUCACUGCAGGAAGAAAUUGCCUUUUUGAGGAAGCUCCACGAUGAAGAAAUCGCUGAAUUGCAGGUCCAGAUCCAGGAACAGCAUAUCCAAAUCGACAUGGAUGUUGCCAAACCAGAUCUCACCACUGCUCUGCGUGACGUUCGUUUGCAGUACGAGAACCUUGCUUCGAAGAACAUGUCUGAAUCCGAAGAGUGGUACAAAUCCAAGUUUGCUGACCUUACUGAGGCUGCAUCCCGCAACAGCGAAGCCCUCCGCCAGGCUAAGCAGGAUUGCAAUGAAUACCGCAGACAGGUCCAAGGGCUUACCUGUGAAGUCGAUGCACUCAAGGGAACCAACGAGUCCUUGGAGCGCCAGAUGCAUGAGAUGGAGGAGAACUUUGCUCUCGAAUCUUCUAAAUACGAGGACAGUAUUGCUCGCCUUGAGGAUGACAUCCGCAACAUGAAGGACGAGAUGUCCCGUCACCUGAGAGAGUACCAGGACCUUCUGAACGUAAAGAUGGCUCUGGACAUUGAGAUCGCCACAUACAGGAAGCUGCUGGAGGGAGAGGAGAGCCGAAUCACCACACCCAUGCCGAAUUUCUCUUCCUUAAACCUGAGAGAAACAAGCCUUGAGAUGAGACCAGCUAUGGAAUCCUUUUCCAAGAAAGUCCUGAUUAAGACUAUUGAGACUCAAGAUGGGCAUGUUAUCAAUGAGAUGACCCAGGACCACGAUGACCUGGAGUAAGGCAUCUGAAAGUCCGAACAUGUUUCUUUAGCAGCACGACUACAGAAAUGUUUCAUUCAAGCAAGAAAAAAAUGACCCUCAGUCUCUUGAGAAAAAAAAAAAAAAAGUGAAAAAAAAAUAACAGCUUCAAAGUGCCUUUCUGCAGUUAUCUGAGCGCGCCAGAUAGAGUUAUGUUAGAAUGUAGGCUUUGUAGGUCUGCAGAACGGGUUAGCUGGUAUACAGUUUACUACAGAGUCUCUAGGUUACAUUCAGACAGUAAGACAAUAGCAAUAUCCUGAGCAGCAGUACCGAUUUUUUUACUUACCAUUUUCAGAUUAAAA
Polyodon spathula (Mississippi paddlefish) is the source of this 1797-nucleotide messenger RNA. RefSeq names its product vimentin (gene vim). Gene Ontology annotation, cellular component: plasma membrane; intermediate filament; cytoplasm. The transcript is spliced from 9 exons. The record is from RefSeq and is a predicted model, not a curated record. NCBI's taxonomy places the organism in Eukaryota, Metazoa, Chordata, Actinopteri, Acipenseriformes, Polyodontidae. Gene Ontology annotation, biological process: intermediate filament organization. Gene Ontology annotation, molecular function: structural constituent of cytoskeleton. Bases 119 to 1477 code for a protein of 452 amino acids.